AUGGCGGGCGGCGGGACCUGGCGGCCGCCGCGGUCGUGCGAGGACUACUGGUGGGAGUGGAAGCACUGCCGCGGGCUGCGGCACGCCUUCCACCACUACUACGCGCACGGGGAGCUGCCGGCCUGCGGCCGCUGGCGCGACGACUACGAGGCCUGCCGCGCCUGGGAGAGGGGCCGCGCCGCCGCCGCGCAGGAAGCUUUGUGCAAGAGUGAAAGAGCUCGAGUUAUGGAAAAACAGAAAUAUGCUCCAGUGUGGAUGCUCAGGAAGAGCCCACCACCUGACUGGUAUCUUCCACUUGACCAAGACAAACCAAAUUAGCAAGGCUGUUUUGCUGUGUUUGGUCAGUAAUGUAAUACACAGUGCAGAACUAUCCUGGUUUUUUUUCUUCCAUGUCAUCUUGAAAUGAUCCAACUGUAGCUCUGCCCUGCAAUACUUUAGUACUCAUUCAAAAAUACUGAGAGUUUAUUUAAACACCCAGUAUUUUUUAAAGGGAGAAUCGAGGUGCUUAAUUUGAUUCUGGUCUCUUACUACUGUCUUACACUUCAGGAUUUCAUCUCAGCAACUUGGCAGGCAACUCCCAAACUAGUGCACAUAGGAUGUAGCUCCUCUUGCUAGACAAGGAUCUCUUCCCCUGCCAGCCAGUGUUGUGCACUUUUGGAACAAGGUACCCACCCCAGGCCUGCCAGAUGGGAAAAGAAAAACAAGCUGGGGCUCCUCCCUGCCGUUUCAGGACAAUCACAACCACUGGCAUUUAAAAGUCAUUUCCCAGAUUCACGAUUGUCAUGGGUGAAGAGCUUCUCACCUGGUGGGAUGAUGUUGCAGACUCUGAAACUGCAACCCUGCCCCUUUGUGGAACUGCUCUGGAACGCUGGUGUGUGUCGAUGGCAGUAUUCAAAAUCACUACAAAAAUAAAGGUUUAAAUGAAUGAAGAGAGAUCUGUUUUG
Molecule: messenger RNA, 944 nt
Organism: Gymnogyps californianus (California condor)
Lineage: Eukaryota; Metazoa; Chordata; Aves; Accipitriformes; Cathartidae
Gene: C16H22orf39
Product: chromosome 16 C22orf39 homolog
Exons: 3
Coding region: 1-318 (105 amino acids)
Source: RefSeq, a predicted model, not a curated record